Loxodonta africana (African savanna elephant) is the source of this 11531-nucleotide messenger RNA. RefSeq names its product zinc finger protein 699-like. The record is from RefSeq and is a predicted model, not a curated record. Gene Ontology annotation, biological process: regulation of DNA-templated transcription. The transcript has 7 exons. The coding region runs from base 2937 to 4280 and encodes 447 amino acids. Lineage: Eukaryota; Metazoa; Chordata; Mammalia; Proboscidea; Elephantidae.
GGUGACCCUGAGUUGAUUCUGAGUCAGUUGAUUCUGACUCAUGGUGACCCCAUAUGUUUCAGAGUAGAACUGCAAUCUGUGGGGUUUCAUUAGCUGGGACUUUUUGGAAGGAGGUCUCCGGGCCUUUCUUUUAAGGCAACUCCCAUUUAAUUAGGUCUUUUUAAUUUGUUUCCGUAAUGUUUCCUAGUUUUCUGUGUACAAGUCUUUCACCUUCUUGGUUAAAUUUAUUCCUUUUAAUUUCCUUUUUAAGUUGUUCUUUGCUGGUUUAUAGAACUGCAGUGGAUUUUUGUGUGUGAACUGUAUCCUACAACAUUGCUGAAUUCACUUAUGGGUUCUUUUGGAAUCUUCUGUAUAGGAUCAUAUGAACAUACAUAGUUUUACUUCUUCCUUUCCUAUUUGGAUAUCUUUUAUUUCCUUUUCUUAACAAUUGCUCUGGCUAGAACUUCCCGUACAGCAUUGAAUAGCAGUGGUGGAAGUGAAGACACUGCUUGGUCCUGUUCUUGGGGGAAUGAUUUCAGUCUUUCUUCAUGGAGUAUGAAGUUAGCUUUUCACGAAUGUCUGUUAGCAUAUUGAGGAAUUUCCCUUCUAUGUCUAGUGUGUUGAAUGUUUUCAUCUUGAAAGGGCCUUGGAUUUUGUCAAAUGCCUUUUCUGUUUUGAUCGAUAUAAUAUGAUUUUUCCUCUUUGUUUCAUUAACGUGAUGUGUUAACCCACUGCCAUCAUGAUGUAUUACAUUGUUUAAUUUUCCUAUGUUGACCCACCCCUGGGAUAAAUCCCACUUAAUCAUGGUAUAUAGUCCUUUUACGGUUUGCUAGUAUUUUGCACUGGGUUUUUAGUAUUUUGUUGAGGAUGUUUGCAUCUAGAUUCAUAAGGGACAUUAGUCUGCAGCCUUCUUUUCUUGUGGUAUCUUUAUCUGGCCUUCAUACCAGGGUAUUGCUGGCCUUAUAGAAAGUGUAAGUGUUCCCUCACAAUCAUUGCUAUUUUGAGCCUACAAAAAUGUACUUGUCUACCUCCUGGAUUCUCUGACCUCCAGGUGCCAGAAUCUUCAGCUGUAUGCAGUCUUAUAGUUUGGCUGGAAGUCCCGCAUGUAGUCUAACUUUGAUACUAUUAGUUGUCUGAGGAGCCUGCAACCCACCCAGCUCCUGGCCCCCCCUGCCCAGGCUGGGUCAUGGAGAUUGGAUGGCUGUCCCUGUCAGACUAGAGCCCUGCACUAUCUGCUGUCCCCCAUAAGACAGAGGGUCUUUCAGUCCCACACUGAGACACUGCCCUCAGACUAGGGCACAACAGUAGCAGAGGGUCUGCGAGAUUGAAUGCUGGGUGUGCCUUGCAGAGUUUCUUACGCCUCCACCUCCCCUCCAAGAGAGCUGUAGAAGUUCACGAGGUGCUGGAAUCCUUGGGUGCUGUUCAAGUCACUUUUUCCAAGUUUAUGAACAAGAGAAAGUCAUUUUUUUAAAAAAAACUGUGCUUAAGUUCUAGAAGAUGUCAGUGAAGGGGUUUGCCAUUUGAUAGCCUGAGGAUCAUUUCUGUAAAUAUCAUUGACACACUCACCUUUUGUACAUGUCUUGGGUAAUGACAGGUGGCUUCCACAGCCAUGACAGUUUGUUGUUGUUUGGGAAUUUUCUUUAAGACAGCACUUUUCUGGAAGGAGUUAAAAAUGAAUCAAGUUUCAGAGAAAGAGCCUGCCAAGGUGGGACCUGGAGGUCAAGCUCCUUCUUCACCCUGCAUGGUCAGAGCCCUGGGACUGAAGCCUGGCCUUGGGAAUGGGGUGCUGUGAGCUUCACAAGGUGAACAGACAUGUUGGCGAUGCCAGGGAAGGGGUCUAAAACAGGUGGUGUGCUUCUCUAGUAGCUUGGCCUCUGCAGGCUAGUUUGUGAUGGGCCCUAACCCGCCCCACAUCCCCAUACUCUGGCUUCCUAGCCUUCCCCAUCUCCCUGAGGGGGUGGGAAGAGGGCCAAAAAACCCAAAACCAAACCCAGUGCCAUCGAGUCAAUUCUGACUCAUAGCGACGCUAUAGAACAGAGUAGAACUGCCCCAUAGAGUUUCCAAGGAGCACCUGGCAGACUUAAACUGCCGACCCUUUGGUUAGCAGCGGUAGCACUUAACCACUACGCCACCAGGGUUUCCAAAAAACCCAGUGCUGUACCCCUUCCUGUCUUCCAGCACAGCCUUUCCCCACCACACUCCUGUUGUCUGCCUGCCUCUAUCCAGGGUCUUGGCGGGGCAUGAUCCACAGUUUCCAGCCUGGGCGUGAGAGCUGGGCACUGAUCUCCUCCCCUCUGCCUAGGAGAGGGAGGCCACAACUGGAGCACCCUGGAGCCCACAUCCUCGUCUCCCUUCCCCCAGCAUGUGCCAUCUGCCACCUGUCAGCUUCUCUUCACAGACAUUAAUCCCUGGCUCUGGCCGAGGUGGGGUAGCUGCUGAUUCGGCCCCUCUUUCCUGGAUCUUUCCCAGGUGCCAAGUGUGGCAUGGGGCGAGUUAGUCCAGCCUAGCCAGCUGGGGACUGAGGGCAACCAUCUUGCACAUCCAUGCAAUCACAAGUAAGGAUUUUAACUGCUCUGAGUGGCUGUGUGGACAAAACAUCAUUCAUCUGCCUCUAACUACCUAGUGGCCCUGCUUCCACUGUCAUCCCUCUUCCUGAAGUGGCUUCUUGGGCUUAGAGAGCCCAUUCACUUUGACUUUCUGAAGCUGGAGCCAGGAGAUGGAAUUUGAGAUCCUGUUCCACAUUCUUCUCCCAUUCCGUCAGAGUCCAUCUAUUGUGGCCCUGAUCAGAAUGGCUGGUAGCGGUAGUCGGGCACCAUCUCACCUAGUUCUUCUGGUCUCAGGGGACAAGUCCCUCCUGAUGACCAAAGUACAGGAGAUGAAGUCUGCUGUCAUUGCCUCCAAGGAGCGUUCUGGCUGUACUUCUUUGAAGACAGACUUGUUCAUUCUUCUGGCAUUCCAUGGACUCAGUGGCUGUUGAGGAUGUGGCUGUGGACUUUACUCAGGAAGAGUGGGCAUUACUGGAUCUUUCUCAGAGGAAGCUCUACAGAGACGUGAUGAUGGAAACCUUCAGAAACCUGGCCUCAGUGGUUUCUCGAAACCUUAAUGAUGGAGAAAAGCUGUCCAGUGAAAAUAUAAUAGUACGAUUCAUGAAAAAUGACACCUGGUCCUUGGUGGUAGGAGAAAUCCAUGAAUUUCAUGGCAUUGAAGAUCAGAAUAACAACCAGAAAACACGUGUGAGCGUGCUGCCCAUUUUUAACAGAAGGCAUAUGGUAGAGAACCUCUGUGAAAGUAAUGAAGACAAUCAGUAUGAACAGACCUUCAACCGGAUUCCAAAUCUUUCUGUGCUCAAAAGAACUUCUGUGGAAACAUAUCCUUCUGAAUGCCUUGAGUGUGGAAAAUCCUUGAUGGAUCAUUCAUCACUUAAGCAUCAUAUCGGAUCUCACUCUGGAUGCAGUGCCUCUCAGUGUAGUGAAUGUGGAGAAGCCUGCAAUUGUCCCUCUUACCUCAGCACUCCUGUAAGAACUCUUACUGGAGACAAACCCUUUGAGUGUAAGAAAUGUGGCAAGGCCUUUUGUCAUUCCUCAGACCUUACUAGACCUGUGAGAACUCACUGUGGCGUGAGGUCUUAUGAAUGUAAGGAAUGUGGGAAAGCCUUUAGUCAAUCCUCAGACCUUACUGCACAUAUAAGAAUUCACAGUGGAGAGAGGCUUUACGAAUGUAAGGAAUGUGGAAAAGCCUUUCGUUGGUCCUCAAACCUCACUAUACAUAUGAGAAUUCACAGUGGAGAGAGGCCUUAUGAAUGUAAGGAAUGUGGGAAAGCCUUUAGUCGGUCCUCACACCUCACUACACAUAUAAGAACUCACAGCGGUGAGAGGCCUUAUGAGUGUAAGCAAUGUGGGAAAGCCUUUAGUCACUCAUCAAACCUCACUGAACAUAUGAGAACUCACAGUGGAGAGAGGCCUUAUGAAUGUAAGGAAUGUGGGAAAGCCUUUAGUCAAUCCUCCCACCUCACUGAACAUAUGAGAACUCACAGUGGAGAGCGGCCUUAUGAAUGUAAGGAGUGUGGGAAAGCCUUUAGCCACUCCUCAGACCUCACUACACAUAUGAGAAUUCACAGUGGAGAGAGGCCUUAUGAAUGUAAGGAAUGUGGGAAAGCCUUUAGUCGGUCUUCACACCUCACUACACAUAUAAGAACUCACAGUGGUGAGAGGCCUUAUGAAUGUAAGGAAUGUGGCAAAACCUUUAGUCACUCCUCAAACCUCAGUGAACAUAUAAGAACUCACAGUGGAGCAAGGCCUUAAGUAAGGAAGUGGGAAACCUUUUAGUCAGUCUCCAUUGCUUACUGAACAUAAAUAACCUCACACUAGCAGAGACUUUAUGAAUGUAAGGAAUGUGGGAAAGCAUUUGGUUUUUCUUCAUCCCUCACUGAAUACAUAAGAAGCCACCCUGGAGAGAAACAUUUUGAAUAUAUGAAGCAUGUGACAUUCUUUUGUGAAUUCUCAAACCUCACUCAUUGCAUAAAAACCCACAGUGGAAAAAGGCUUUAUAAAUGCAAGGAAUUUGUCCCUAUUAUAUAAGUUAUUACGAUGAAACAACCAAUAGUUAAUUGCAGGCACUCACUUCACCCUUUUAUCUAAGCAUGCAUCUCCUACAAAAAAGGCCAAUUUCCUACCCAGAAAACCCAGGUCUUCAUUGUCUCACACAACAAAUGAAAUUUUAUCCGGUUGUCCAUAAAAUAUCUAUUAUAGUUGUUGGGUUUUUUGAAGCCAGGAUCCAAAUGAGAUUUGUACAUUGCCUUUUUAUUUUUAGAUCUGUUUAGUUUAUCUUACACAGAACAUUCUCCUGCUUGUCUAGUAAAAUGUUAAAAUGUUCAGCAUUCUGAUACAGUCAAACCUGUGACAGCUGGAACCUGUGAAAGUCAUAAACCUAUCAGAGAAAGAAAACUCAGUGGAUGUUUAUGAAGUAGGAUUCUUAAUAGAAAGCAAGAGAAAAGUGGUAAGUACCCCAUCAAAGGUGGAAAACAUGCAAGACCUGGUAAAAUAAGGCAAUCCCAUCAAAUUCCGUCUCUUCCAGGUUUCACUGUAUUUGCUUUAUCAUGAUUUUGAUAGUUUGUCUUCUGUAUUUUUUGUAAGGUAGAUGUUGAGUACAACACAGUUCUGUCUAAUACAACUGUAAUGCAAGUCAAAGGUGUAAUUUAAAAUAUUUUAGUAGCCAUGUUAGAAAAUUAAAAAGGUAAUGUGAAAUUUUUAAUGAAAAAUCUUUUUUUAACCCAAUAUAUCGUUAUUGUCAAUUGUCAAAAAUUGUAAAUGAAAUUAACAACUAAUCAGUGUACACUUAUUUAUGGGACAUUUUUUUACAUUUACUUCUUUUGUACUCAGUCUUCCAGAAUCCAGAAGCAGUGCAUCUCAUAAAUUUUACUGUUGAAAAAGUAGAUUCCCAAUCCUAGGCUACUCCCAAUAUGCUUUCCCAAUAAUUGAAUCAUUUAUUGUUGUAUAUAAAUUAAUUAAUAUUAGAGUUAAUUAGUUUCUGAGUUGCACUAGCCACAUAGGUUGUUGACAGAACCCUAUUAGUGUUUGAAUGCAAAAGAAAUCCCUGGAUCACUUUGUACUUUCCUGUUCUAGAUCUGGAAUCAACCGUUUCUCCACAAACUUCAGGUUCCUUUUGAAAAUCAAGGUCUGUGAAAUACAUGGGCUCAGUGAUAAACCAAAACCUUUUACCAGUGAGUCAAUUUUGUCUUGGUCUUUCAGUGAGCAUGUAAAAUAUGUAAUUUCUUACAUCAUAAAUUCAUACUCAUAUUCCCAAUACAAAUUUAAAAUUAUAAGUUUUUUUUUUUUUUUUUAAUGUAACGGAAAUGAUGCAGACAAUGUUAAAUAGGCAAACUAGACUUUAUUCAGGCUAUUGCAUUAGGAGAGAGACCUUAACAUAAGUCAGAGUUCAACUCCAAAGAGUGAGUCGAUGCGAGGGGUUUUUUAUGAGCUUGGUUGACGUGAGAUACUUAAAACUUACUAAGAGGAAGUUGGCAAGCAAAAAUAGGGCAGGAGGAUGAGUUUUAGACAAGAAUUCUAAUGGUUUUCAGAAGUAUUUGCUCAAGGCAGGUUUAUUAGGCUGAUGCAAGGAACAUUCAUGGGUAAAUGUUCUAAAUGGGUAAAUCUUGUCACUUUCUGUUAUUUUGUGUUUAUAUCUCUUAUCUGUUUUAAUAAAAACCUUGAUUCAUUGGUUCCUAGUAACAUUCAAAUAGUUCCAAUAUCAUAAUACUAAUAGUACUACUAACUAAAAACUUACUCCAUAAAGUACUGAGUGUUUUUCACCUUUCUUUUUGUACUUUAUGUUAAGGAUAUUAACACAAAAUUACUGAGCACAGCUCUUUUCUGUAUGGUUAUGUGAUUAGUUUGUUAUUGUUUGCUGCUGUUGAGUUGGCUUCAGCUCAUGGUGACAUUAUUUAUGUUGUUGUGUGCUGUGGAGUCGAUUCCAGUUCAUAGCGACCCCAUGUGACAGUAGAAUUGCCCCAUAGGGUUUUCUUGGCUAUAAUCUUUACAGAAGCAGAUUGCCAGGACUUUCUGCUGUGGAACUGCUGAGUGGCUUUGAACUAUCAACCUUUCAGUUAGUAGCCAAUUGCUCAACCAUUGUGCCAGCGGGGCCUUCUGCAUAACAGAACAAAAUGUUUUCCAGUCAUGCACCAUCUUCAUGAUCAUUGGUAUGUCUGAGUAGUGCCAUCCAACCCAGAGGGCUCAUCUUUCAGCACUAUAUCAGACACUGUUCUGUUGAUGCAUAAGGUUUUCAUUGACUGAUUUUCUAAAGUAGAUUGCCAGGCCUUUCUUCCUAGGCUGCUGUAGUCUGUAAGCUCCUCUGAUAACCUGUCCAUCAUGGGUGACUCUGCUGGUAUUUGAAAUACUGGUGGCAUAGCUUCCGGCAUCAGCAGCAUGCCAGCCACCACAGCACAGCAAACACAGACAGGUGGUGACAGUUUGAUAUGUUAUUAUGUUCACUUGUUUCUGUUUACAUCUAAUUUUAAAGUUUGCUUUAAUCUUGAAUUAUUCCUUUAACAUGUAAAACUUUCACCUGGUUCAAAACUAAAAGCUGUAUGAAAAGGUGUGUUCAGAAGGCCAACUUCCUCCUAUACCGCCUGUGCUCUGUUAAGAUUACUACCAAUUGAUAUUAACACUUUGAGAUGAAUCUAUGUAUAUAUUUGUAUAUGCUGUGAUGGUUAAGAUUGUGUGUGAACUUGGCUAGGCCAUGACACUCUGUGUUUUGGCAGUUGUAUAGUGUUGCGAUCACUUUCCUGUUGAGAUUUGAUAUGUGAUCACCCCCGUGAUGGGAUCUGCUGUGAGUAGCCAAUCAGUUGAAAGGGAUUUUCCUUGGGUGUGUGGCCUGCACCCAAAUAUAAGUGGACAUUCUGGCUUUUGCCUAUUUUGGAUCCUGCAGCUGGCUUCUGUUCGUCUGACCUCCAGUUCUUGGGACUGAGCUAGCAGCGUACCUGCACCCUAGCUUGCCAACCUUGAGAUUCUUCCAUCUUCACAGACUGUGAGCAAGAACUCUGCUUUCUGACCUACCAAUCUUGGGUUCACCAGUCCCUGUGGCUACGUGAAUCCAGAGAAGCCUCUGUCAUGAUAUAAAUAUAUGUAUGUUUAUAUGCUUUACUGGUUUUUCUUCUCUGGAGAACCCAACCUAAGACUUUGGAACCAGGAGUGGUUCUAGGGAAACAAAAUUGUUAGGAUGAGUUUUCUAAAUUGGUUCUGAAGUCUGGUUACUUUUAAAGAUGUUGAUGACUCUGCUUGCAGCAGUAAAGAGGGCACUGCUAAUCCAUGGUGUGAGAUGGCAAUACAAAUAUGCAAAAUAUCACCACCAAUAGAUCAGGUAUUGGCGGAAGGUAAGGCUCUGGGUGAUUGUAUGUGUGAUACCUUUCUACAGUUUUGUCAUAAUGAGAAAUAUAAGGAAGCUGGUUGUUUGGCCCUACUUUCUCUAGACAGACUGGUGAAAGAAAGAGACGUGCUCAGGGCUUCAGAGUCAAAGCCAAAGCAACCUCAAAGUUUCCACUUGUGCUUUGAAAGAAAGCCUUAUUUCUUGUAGUAACAGAGCUGAUAUUGCUGAAGACCAAACCCAGAGUCUUAUUGUAAGUGUGUCAGAAUUAGAACCCCAGCUCAACUGUCAACCUUGAGAAGUGUCUGAAGUUAAAGUAAGGGCAUUGAUUGGAAAGGAAUGGAAUCCUGAAACAUGGGAUAGGGAUAUACGGGCAGAUAAUCAGGAAGCUGGAGACAUUGAGCCCCUGCAUUCCAUUGAAUCACUCCCGCUAACAGAACCAGCCCUGUCAGUCCCAUCUGAAGAGUACUCCAUGUUUGUCUGUUAAACCGCCCUGCCCAGUAAAACAGCCCCUCCAUUCCCAUCUAAUGAGAUUAGCCCAGCUGCUUCUAAAGAUCCCUCGUCUGAGUCAUUGUCUGGGGCAUCCACUGAGGCAGGUGCUUUAAGGACAUUGUUGAAUGCUCUCAAAACACUUGCCCACUACUGAUUUUGGCUUCUAGACUUAUAACUAGAUUUAAGUCCCAGCGAGCUCCAAAGGGUGAAGUACAACGUGCGACCCAAGGAGGUAUGCUACACUCCAAAAGAACUACUUUUCUAGUAUGUACAAACAGAAACCUGGGGAAUAUGUGUGGGAAUCGCUAUGAACGGUGUGGGAUAAUGGUGCAAGGAGCAUAAAGAUGGAUCAGUCUGAAUUGAUUGAUAUAGGCCAACUAAGCACAGAUUUUUAUUCAGUGUUUCAGCUUGAGAAGUUAGGGAAGGAUCUAAUAGUUUACUUGGUUGGGUUGCUGAAGCAUGGAUUAUGCAGCGACCUACACUAAAUCAAGUACCAGACCUGCCUUGGUGUACUGUAGAAGAGGGCAUCCAAAGGCUUAGGGAAAUUGGCAUGCUAGAGUGGAUUUAUCAGGUUAGACCCACAGACCUGUACAUAAAGUUCCCAGAGGACACACCUUUUACCACAACAGUGAGGAACAAGGAGCCCCAGCAUCCUUGAAGACUGCUGUGAUUGCUGUUUUUGUAAAUCAGAUUUGACAGUGGGAACUGCCCUAACUGGAUUAAGACACUAACUACAGUGGGGCUGAUUGGACCCUGUGGUGGUAGGGGCCAAGUGGUGGCACCCAAUUGACAAAGAUAAGGUGGGCAUGUGUCAUGGAUUGAAUUGCGUCCCCUAAAAGUAUCUGUCCACUUGGCUAGGUCAUGAUUCCAUUGUAUGAUUGUCUACCAUUUUGUCUUCUGAUGUGAUUUCCCUAAAUGUUGUAAAUCCUAUCACUGUGAUGUAAUAAGAUGGAUUAAUGGCUGUUAUACUGAUGAGGUCUAAAAGAUUAGUGUCUUAAGCCAAUCUCUUUUGAGAUACAAAAGAAAGAGGUGAGCAGAGUGACCUGGGGACCUCAUGCCACCAAGAAAGCAGUGCCGGGAGCAGAAUGUGUCCUUUGAACCUGAGGUUCCUGUGCUGAGAUGCUCCCAGACCAAGGGAAGGCUGAUGACAAGGAACAUCCUCCAGAGCUGACAGAGAAAGCCCUCACCUGGAGCCAGCGCCCUGAAUUUGGACUCCUAGCCUAGUGGACUGUGUGAGAGAAUAAACUUUCCUUUGUUAAAGCCGUCCACUUGUGGUAUUUAUGUUAUAGCAACACUGGAUGACUAAGACAGCCUGUUUACUGUAACAGACAGUGGAGUCAAAGCAGUAAUUGUAAUAGUCUGACUUGUAUGAACUUAUUGCAUUGACUACUUAGUUAUGGUGUUCCUAGGAGUGAAAGAGAUAGAAAAUCUACUAAACAUUUACUUGAUCUGUAUAAGCGGGUGAAUUCUAGGUCAAGUGAACAGCAGCCUAACUUGAAUCACCGGAACAGAGAGUCAUGGUCCCUCAAUAAAUUCCCAGACUUGAGCAAGUUUAAAGACCCACAACCCUGGAUUGAAGGGGAGGCCAGGUCACCUUGAGGAAGGACUCCUAUACAGCGCCAAAAACUUGUACUGUUAAUCUUUUUCCUGGCUUUGCCCAAAGGGAUCUAUGGCCCUUUCUAAGAGUGAGUGUUCAUUGGGGAAAAGGAAAUGAGACUUUUCAGGGAUUACUGGAUACUGUCUCUGAACUGACAUUAAGUCCAGGAGACCCGAAAUGUCACUGUGUCCCACCAGUCAGAGUGGGGGCAUAUGGAGGUCAGGUUAUCAAUGGAGUCUUAGCCCACAUCUGUACUACUGGUCCAGUGGGUCCUUGAACCCAUCCUAUAGUGAUUUUCCCAGUUUCAGAAUGCAUAAUUGGAAUAGACAUACUCAGCAACUGGCAGAACCCCCACAUUGGAUCCCUGACAAAUGGAAUAGGGGCUAUUACGGUAGGAAACGCAAGUGGAAGCCAUUAGAAUGGCUCCUACCUAGGAAAAUAGUAAACCAGAGCAAUACGGCAUCCUUGGAGGAAUUGCAGAGUUUAGUGCCACCAUCAAGUAUCUGAAGGAUGCAGGGAUGGUGAUUCCCACCACAUCCCCAUUCACCUUGCCUGUCUGGCCUGUGCAAAAAACAGAUGUGGAGAAUGACAGUGGAUUAUCGAAAAUUUAACCAGACAGUGACUCCAAUUGCAGCUGCUGUUCCAGAUGUAGUUUCAUUGCUUGAGUACAUUAAUAGAUCUCCUGGUACCUGGUAUGCAGCCAUUUAUCUGGCUAAUGCCCUUUUCUCCAAUACCCAUUUCAAAAGACCAUCAGAAGCAGUUUGCCUUCAGGUGAAAAGGCAAGAAAUACACCUUCAGUUGCCUUCCUUGGGGCUACGUCAGCUCGUCAGCUCUGAGUCAUAAUUUAGUCCUGAGACCUUGAUUGCCUUUCCCUUCCACAGGAUGUCAUGCUGGUGCAUUGCAUUGAUGAUAUUAUGCUGAUUGGACCUAGUAAGGAAGAAGUUUCAGUGACUCUGGACUUCCUGGUAAAACAUUUGUAUGCUACCAAAAAUAAAAAUCAAACCUGUUGCUGUUGAGCCAGUUCCAACUCAUGGUGACCCUAUAGGUCAAAGUAGAACUGUCCCAUAGGGUUUCCAAGACCAGCUGGUGGAUUCGAACUGUCGACCUUUUGGUUAGCAGCUGAGUUCUUCACCAUUGCACUACCAGGGCUCCUAGAGGGUGAGAAAUUAAUCCCACAAAAAUACAGGUGCCUUCCACUUCAGUGAAAUUUCUAGCGGUCCAUUGAUGUGGGGCAUUUUGAGAUAAUCCUUCUAAAGUGAAAGAUAAAUUGUUACAUCUGUCUCUUCCUACAACUAAAAAGGCACAACACCUGGUGGGCCUUUUUGGAUUUUGGAAGCAACAUAUCACUCGUUUGGGUGUACUACUCCAGCCUAUUUAUCAGGUGACCCAAAAGCUCCUAGCUUUGAAUGGGGCCCCAAACAACAGAAGGCUCUGCAGCCUUGGAAGCUUCUCUGCCACUUUGGCCAUAUGAUCUGGCUGAUCAGUGGUGUUUGAAGUGUCAAAGAUGCUGUUUGGAGUCUUUGGCAAGUCCCUAUUGUUGAAACACAGUGAAAACCCUUAGAAUUUUGGAGUAAAGUCCUGCCACCCUCUGCAGAUAACUACUCUC